AGGCUGGCACUCGGUGGCCGCCAUUAUUCUUCGUGACUUGACGCCCGAGAUAAGACGGUUAAAUAUUUCGAACUAUUAUAUUCAAGCAUAAUCUGUUGGUUUAUUGCUUUGCCUUGAGUCUCGCUUAGUUGGGUGAGCCAGGCGCACAUUUAUAGGCCAGUAUGGACAGACGGUCCAAUACAACAGGAGGUGCCCUUCCACUGCCCUCCCUCCGCCUGCUGGCCUCCCCGCUGCAGCUGACCUAUUCAUACAUAUGGCAGGUCAUACGGCAGAAGAACGUGAAGCAUUACUGCAAAGUAGAGGAGUUUGUGACCAUGGUGACGCAGACUGUUCCUGAGCUUCUGAGUUUCAAGCAGACUGCACAACUUAUCCUCGGCUUAAGAGCGAGGAUAAUCUUGGACCUGCUUCAGAAAGACGGCCCACCAGAUUCCAAAACUAUUCAGACCCUUAUAAAUAAAUUAAAGAUAACCUCCUCGACGAAGGAUAGGGAGGUGGAGAAAUCCCAGACAAACUUCAUGGUCCUGAUCCAAAAUCUCCUUAAAAAUCCCACUGAGAGGAAGCGCUUCUUUCAGGAAGUUUUCCCUGUUCAGUACGGCGUCAAGUUUGACACAGCCCUGCAAGCCUUGAUUGCUGGCCUGGUGUGCAAGCUAGAGCAACUUCUUCCCGUUCCUAAUCUGUCCCAACUUGGUGCCAUGAUCUCAACAAAUGCCACCGUCCUUGAUGCAUGUGGGGGUUUCCUCCCUGACCGUGGAGAUCUAAAGACUCUCCUGCUACAUCAUCAGAGCAAAGGACUCCUAGGAGUUAAAGCAACCGUCUCCACCUCUGUGGGCGACCCGGUGCUCUCUUCCCUGGCCUUCAUGCCCAAACCAGUAGAAACGCCGCCUCCACCACCACAGCCACAAAAGCAGCCCGAGGUCACAGCUGCUGAGAACAGCCCCGCCCCUCUCAGUGACAGUGAAGAUCUUGGUGCUUUUUCAGAUGAUCUUGCAAGCCCGGCGGGUUCUGUUGAUGCGCCUCAGCAGGAAGGGUCAAUUAGUUACAAAGCACCCUCUGGAAAUGAAGCAAAGGAGAAGGCUGCCACAGCAACGGGGCAAAGCCAGAACCCCCAGAUGGAAAAAAGUUCUGAACAGCAGCAGCAGGCUUCAGCGACUCCUCAAAGUGAGAGGAGAGAUGGAACACAAGCGGGGCCUGAAAGGCCAGAGUUACAGAAGCUGCCUCUGAAAUCCAUCCCUUUCAGAGUUGUUCAAGUGCCAGUAAAGAAGGACAGCCAGAAGCCACAAACCCAGCGGGUCACUUUACAUCAGUGGGUUUCACAGAUCGCCACCAACUCGAUGUCUCUCCCAGCGUUACCGCCACUUCCCCCAGGCAGACUAAGCGACGACGACGACCCAAGGCCGAGCAUAAGACGAAAGAGGCAGCUGAGACUCCAGAAUGAUCGAUUUACCUGCUCCGUGUGCGAUAAGAGCUUUCCCUAUCAGUCCAAGCUUCUGGACCAUGAGCGCAUCCACACAGGAGAGAAGCCCUUUCAGUGCUCAGCGUGUAACAAGAGCUUCCGCACGCAGGCGUUCCUCAACAACCACCUGAAGACCCACAGCACAAUGCGCCCCUACGCCUGUGGUCAGUGCGGCAAGUGCUUCACCAAACUGCAGAGCCUGACAAAGCACAUCCUUGCCCACAGCGGGCAAAAACCCUUCUACUGCAACAUCUGCAAUAAGGGCUUCACGCAGUCCACCUACUUCAAGCGCCACAUGGAAUGCCACACCAGCCAGAUGACGUUCCCCUGCAAGCACUGCAGCAAAACCUUCCCGACGGCGUUCAAGCUGUCCAACCACGAGCGCUGGCACACCCGGGAUCGCCCGCACAUGUGCGAGCGCUGCGGGAAGAGGUUCCUUGUCCCCAGCCUGUUGAAGAGACACAUGGGCUACCACAUCGGCGACCGCCAGUACCUCUGCUCACAGUGUGGGAAGACGUUUGUUUACCUGUCGGAUCUGAAGAGGCACCAGCAAGACCACCUACCAAAAACAAAGAUCCCAUGUCCCGUCUGUCAGAAGAAGUUCUCUAGUAAGUACUGCCUGAGAGUUCAUCUGAGGAUCCACACCAGAGAGAGACCCUAUCGAUGCCAACUGUGCGACAAGAGCUUCACGCAAGUCGGAAACCUAAAGGUCCACAUCCGGCUACACACCAAUGAGCGUCCCUUCAGCUGCGACGUCUGCGGAAAGACCUACAAGCUGGCGUCCCACCUCAACGUCCACAAAAGGACUCACUCGUGCAAGAAACCCUGGACAUGCGAGACGUGCGGGAAGGGCUUUACGGUCCCCGCCCUGCUUAGGAAGCAUGAGCAGAUCCACGUGAAGGAGGCUAACCCCGAUUUCGCCAGCAAGAGACGGAUGAAGGGUAAGCACAAAAAGCAGUCCCUAAACAGGAAAUACGACGAGGAAGAAGAGGUCAGCGAUGAAAAUUAUUGAAGGAGACGUGAGCUUAAAGCUGAUCUUUGCUCAGAUGAGUCAAUGAGAACUGCUACCACGAAGGACACAAUUCAUCAUGCCAAUACGGAUUCACAUGGAUUCAUGACUGAAAACACUGAACUGAUUAACAGACAACUGAAUCUUCAGAUUAUGGUUAGAAUUUAAAGAAUAGCUCCUAGAUGUACAUGUGCACCAAUAAUGGACUUUCCUCUUGAUCAGUUUAUUGUUUUAUUAAAAAAAAAAAAACGAAAAGAGAAGAUUUUGGGAGAUUAAUGAUUACAAAAAACUAUGCUCCUUUUCCUAGCAGAUGCUAAUGUCUUAACUUUUUUUUCAUCAAAAAACUUUAAAACAUAGAACUGCACUGCAGCUUUUAGGUGCGACGUUCUUGGAUCCAACAAAAUUCAAGCAAUAACAAUGUUAUCCCUCCCUAUUCACGUUUUAAAGACACUAUCUUUAACAAUUAUGUUAUUUUGAAUAAACCAGAGUGUUGACUGAUGUGUUUAUAGAAUGAAAGCUAUCCAUGUUAGUUUUGAUGUAUUUACUGAAUAGUCUGCCUACUAUUUGACAUGCUGGUAACCAAUCAGAGAUGAAGAGAAAAUUUGCAAGACCCUUAACAUUCAUCUGUUUUUUUGCUAAUACGAGACGAUCAAUUAAAAAUCAGCCAUUUCCAAUCU
Molecule: messenger RNA, 3139 nt
Organism: Cyprinodon variegatus (sheepshead minnow)
Lineage: Eukaryota; Metazoa; Chordata; Actinopteri; Cyprinodontiformes; Cyprinodontidae
Product: zinc finger protein 835-like
Exons: 7
Coding region: 162-2465 (767 amino acids)
Biological process (GO): regulation of transcription by RNA polymerase II
Cellular component (GO): nucleus
Molecular function (GO): DNA-binding transcription factor activity, RNA polymerase II-specific; RNA polymerase II transcription regulatory region sequence-specific DNA binding
Source: RefSeq, a predicted model, not a curated record